CAGAAGACAGGAAGAAGGAAAUAAGUGACAUGAGUCAGCACAUGAAACUGCUCAUGGUAAUGUGUUUGUAAAAACAUCUAGUUAAACAAAUGUUUAAUGAUUUAACACUUGGAGCUAAAGAUUUGAAAUACUACUCAAACUCUGAAAGUGAAAGUAAGUGAACAGCCUGAAAGCCUCAGGAGAAGUGAGAAUGGCUGCUAAUGUUUCACCGGAUGAGGUGGACUUUACCUGCCCUGUUUGCUGUGAUAUCUUCAGGGAUCCUGUUGUGUUGUUGUGCGGUCACAGCUUCUGUAAGCACUGUCUUCAGCAGUGGUGGAGACAGAGUGCUCUCCAGAGUUGCCCGACAUGUAAGGGACUUUUUCCAUUGGAACAGCCUCCAUAUAAUCUAGCACUGAGAAACCUGUGUGACAAUUUGAGACGAGAGAAGAGUCAGGGAUCUAAGUCAGGAUCCAAGGAUCUGAUCUGCAGCCUGCACAGUAGGAAACUGAAGCUCUUCUGUCGAGAUGACCGACAGCUCAUCUGUGUCGUAUGUAGGGAUUCACAAAACCACAAGAAGCACAACUGCAUCCCCAUCAACGAGGCAGCUGAAUUCUUCAGGGCUCAACUCAGUCCUAAUGUGAUAAGUUUCAAAACGAAACAAAGGUCAUUAAAAAAGGAAAAGCUCAAGUGUGAUAAAAUGCCAAACCACAUCAAGCUCCAAGCUCAGCAGACGGAGAAGACGAUCAAAGAGGAGUUUCAGAAGCUUUACCAGUUCCUGCAAUCAGAGGAGAGUGCUAGGAUUGAUGCAGUGAGGAUGGAGGCAAUGCUCAAAAGUGAUUCAAUGGACAUCAGGAUUAUACAUUUGACAGCAGAGAUCUCCUCGUUAACAGACAAACUCAAAACCCUACAGAAGGACAUCAAGGCUGACAACAUGACAUUUAUGCUGAAUGUCAAAUCCACUCUGGAGCGAUCAGAGUUCAACCUACCAGACCCUGAGACUCCAUUAGGAGCCCUUCUUGACGAGGCCAAACACACUGGGAACCUGUUAUUCACAGUCUGGAUGAAGAUGAAGGACAUAAUCGAACACACUCCAGUUACUCUGGACCCCAACACUGGCGGCAGCUUCCUUAGUAUAUCCGAACACAUGACUCGUUCAACAACAAUGAACACGAGUCAGACCCUUCCUGAAAACCCAGAAAGGCUGCGCGCCGAUGACGUCCUUGGCUCUGAAGGCUUUAGCCGUGGAAAACACAGCUGGGAUGUGGAGGUAGAAGAGUAUUGGGCUCUUGGUGUGGCAAGUAAAGAAAACCUCCAUACAAAGAUCUGGGCCAUUUACAGGGGCCCUUGCACUGACACCCUGUGUGAACUUACUCCAGAGAAUGAUGUGGAACUUGUAUUUGAAGAUUCAUUUCCCAAAAGAGUCAGAGUGCAGCUUGAUUAUGACCAUGGAAUAUUAGCCUUUUUUGACCUUGACAGGAAAAAACCUGUCCACACUAUCAAAUACACUUUCACAGAAACGGUCUUUCCGUAUUUUCAGCAUAACGUAAAAAUGCUUCCUGCUGAAUGGUCAGUUACGCAAAGACAACCCACUCCAGAGUCUCUGCAGGACAAGAGGGACAAAUACAAAGGAGUGGAGGAAACAUACAAGGAAGUGAUUCAAGUGUCCGAGAAGCAGCUGCUGUCCACAGAGAGGCAGAUCAGAGCAGAGUUCAUCAAGCUCCAUCAGUUCCUGAAAGAGGAAGAGGAGUCCAGACUGGCAGCUCUGAGGGAGGAAGAGGAGCUGAAGGGGAAGACUAUCAGCAGAGAGAUGAAGAGCAUUCAGGAGAACAUCUCCUCUCUGUCACACAGUAUCUCUGCUGUUGAAGAAGAGCUGCAGAAACAGAGCUCACUGUCAGACCCACAGCUGCUCUCAGGAGCGCUGCCAGAUGUGGCCAAACACCUGGGCAACCUGUCCUUCAGAGUCUGGGAGAAGAUGAAGGACCAGGUCCACUUCAGUCCUGUCAUUCUGGACCCAAACACUGCAAACAGCUGGCUCUCUCUGUCUAAUGAUCUGACCAGUGUGAGACAUGGAGACAAAGAUCAGCAGUUUCCUGAUAAUCCAGAGAGAUUCACUCAGUAUGCUGUUGUUCUGGGCUAUGAGGGCUUCAGCUCAGGGAAACACAGCUGGGAGGUGGAGGUGGGAGAUCAUCCUGACUGGAAUAUAGGUUUGACUAAAGAGUCAGUUGACAGGAAGGGAGAGAGACCAGGUGCCUCACCAAAAUAUGGAAUCUGGUGUUUAAUACAUCGCAGUGGAAAAUACACUAAUGGUGCUGGUAAGACUGUCAGAGUGGAGAAGAAUCUCCAGAGGAUCAGAGUCCAGCUGGACUAUGACAGGGGGGAGGUGUCCUUCUACGACCCUGAAGACAUGACUCCCAUCUGCACUCACACAGACACUUUCACUGAGAAACUCUUCCCAUAUUUCAAAAUUGGAAAAGAAAAUAGUCGACCUGAGACGCAGCCAGAGUCUCUGCAGGACAAGAGGGACAAAUACAAAGGAGUGGAGGAAACAUACAAGGAAGUGAUUCAAUUGUCCGAGAAGCAGCUGCUGUCCACAGAGAGGCAGAUCAGAGCAGAGUUCAUCAAGCUCCAUCAGUUCCUGAAAGAGGAAGAGGAGUCCAGACUGGCAGCUCUGAGGGAGGAAGAGGAGCUGAAGGGGAAGACUAUCAGCAGAGAGAUGAAGAGCAUUCAGGAGCACAUCUCCUCUCUGUCACACAGUAUCUCUGCUGUUGAAGAAGAGCUGCAGAAACACAACGGGCCCUUCCUCAGCAGUUACAAAGCCACUCAGAGCAGAGCCAGAGUCCAGAGCUCACUGUCAGACCCACAGCUGCUCUCAGGAGCGCUGCCAGAUGUGGCCAAACACCUGGGCAACCUGUCCUUCAGAGUCUGGGAGAAGAUGAAGGACCAGGUCCACUUCAGUCCUGUCAUUCUGGACCCAAACACUGCAAGCAGCUGGCUCUCUCUGUCUGAUGAUCUGACCAGUGUGAGACAUGGAGACAAAGAUCAGCAGCUUCCUGGUAAUCCAGAGAGAUGCACUAACUAUACUGUUGUUCUGGGCUCUGAGGGCUUCAGCUCAGGGAAACACAGCUGGGAGGUGGAGGUGGGAGAUCAUCCUGCCUGGAGUAUAGGUUUGACUAAAGAGUCAGUUGACAGGAAGAGAGAGGUAUUUGUCUCACCAGAAUAUGGAAUCUGGUGUUUAGCACAUCGCAGUGGAAAAUACACUGAUGGUGCUGGUGAGACUGUCAGAGUGGAGAAGAAUCUCCAGAGGAUCAGAGUCCAGCUGGACUAUGACAGGGGGGAGGUGUCCUUCUACGACCCUGAAGACAUGACUCCCAUCUGCACUCACGGAGACACUUUCACUGAGAAACUCUUCCCAUAUUUCAAAAUUGGAAAAGCUGGUGAUGCUAAAACUGCUGAUAUCAAAAUCUGUCAAAGUGAGAUUCCUCUGUGAUGCUCAGGAGUGUUGGUUCAGACUUUAUUCUGACUUCGUCUGUCUAGAUCCUUUUGAAAUAAUCAAGGUAAAAAACAACAGAUGAUAAUCAGAAUUUAAUUUGAGUCUGUAAGAUUUUAAAUGUUAAGAAGAUUUGAUCAUGUUUUAUUUACAGAGUUUUACACGUUUUACUCAAAGUCUCAGUGCAACAAAAGUAAUUAUUUGUUCAUUUUUAUAGUUUAUCAUUUUGUUAUACUUUAUUAUCAUGUUUUUAUAGCUUUAAUGGUGGGGUAGGU
Trematomus bernacchii (emerald rockcod) is the source of this 3741-nucleotide messenger RNA. RefSeq lists its product as uncharacterized. NCBI's taxonomy places the organism in Eukaryota, Metazoa, Chordata, Actinopteri, Perciformes, Nototheniidae. Gene Ontology annotation, molecular function: protein binding; zinc ion binding. The transcript is spliced from 8 exons. The coding region runs from base 191 to 3466 and encodes 1091 amino acids. The record is from RefSeq and is a predicted model, not a curated record.